Messenger RNA from Klebsormidium nitens, 2723 nucleotides. The record is from the annotation of a GenBank genome assembly. Lineage: Eukaryota; Viridiplantae; Streptophyta; Klebsormidiophyceae; Klebsormidiales; Klebsormidiaceae.
CUCGUCGCGGCAGUCGUCAUGGCGGCAUUGCAUGGGUUGCGCCGUUCUUCAACUUCAAGUGGAUUUUUUUGAUUCAGAUCUUGCUGCCCAUGGAUUAAGAACAAUGGUGUCUAUAUGAACCUUCGAAGGCAGCAUUGUCCGAGGUUGUUAACAUCAGUUGCAAGAGAACGUUUCUGAUGACGGCCCAGACAACAACAAUCUUGUAGGUUUCAUCGUAGCACAGAUCUUCAGACCGCAUAACUUGCAGUGUCAGCUCGCAGGCACGUCCAAUGAUAUCAGCACUGGGCCAAGAUGCAUCUGCAAUGAUGCGAGAGCUGACAACAAAGACUUAUGAAUCCUUGAACGCAUUGCUUAGUGCUCCAAACCUCGCCAGCAGAAUGAAACCCCGUUUGCACAGAAUUCCACUCAAGUUCUCAGGAUUUGGCGCGGGAACAUGAGUGAUCGAUCAUCAGCUGUCCUGGUGAAUGCAGCAAGACUUGCCCAGCGCAUAGCCAUGGCCCCAUAGGUCUCUAGAUUUAGUUACAGUCAGCCCGACUCAUGAUGCUGGGACAGGUGGGGUUCCCUAGGGGCUUAUGGGUGAGCACGUGUGUGGAGCUCAUAUAUGACCCGAUUCAGGUUCUUGGCUUCGUUCUGCUUAACCCUUGAGCUGAUUAUAACUAUUUCAGAGUGUUAUCAUGUCCCCUGCCCCCCGGGUCCGUAUGGAUCAUGGCCUCAAACGAGUCACCAAACGGUUUCAACGGUCCGGCUACCACCUGCGGCGGUGUCUCCUCAUCAACUUGCGCCGCGUCGCAAUUCUGCUUGCGAUCCUAGUGGGGUUCUACCAAGCGCAGUGGCUCGUCAAACUCGCCGCAGAACCCUCGGAGGACGGCCAAAACCUGCUCACGCGGAGCAUGCGACGCGCCCGUGUGCGGGACGACAAAAUGCUCGAGUUUUCCCACAGGGAUCCCCCGGGCCGGGGCAGCUCUUCGUGCCGGUUUCUCCCCCACUCGAUCCCCGCGGAAGGGAAGCCCGACCGGCGAUUGCGACACCCGGACGACAGCUGUAACCAGGACGAAGCGUGCACGACUGAGUUUGAGCGGGUUUGCUUAACCCGGAGGGAACCCGCACCGCCACCGGACCCCCCGUACUAUCGAACGGGCCGGCCGUACAUGGACGUUGUGGGGGUGGGGCCCAAAUGCAAGGAUCAGAACGAUCUGGCGGUGCUUUACGGGGGGCCGACGUGUCGGCACAUGGGGAAGCGGUUGCCGCUACGUGCGGCCGGGCCGCUGCCACAGACGGGGCUAUUAGAGCCGGAUGGGCAGAAGAUUGUGUGGAAACCGUGCACAUUCAUCAUAUACUGCGCGCACGAGGGGUGCGACAUGAACUUUUUCCAUGCAAUUGCCCUCGCCUACUACUCCACCUAUGUCGCCGUUCAAAAACUCGGCCUUACGGACCUGCAAGGCAUCGACGUUGAGUUCUACGAGAGCCCCUCGGUUAGCCCCAACCCAGACGAGGCCAAACCCCCCGAGUUGAUUAGAAAAGCGCGCGAGCGGCACACCAUGUUUUUGGAGGCGUUUCGCCCCGCGAGCAUCAAGUUCGUCGAUAUUAGCCUGGAAGCUACCGUCCAGCAUUUGGGUUGUUACGAGAGCGUCGCAUUUGCGGGGCACAUCGAGUGGCCCUGGCACUGCCGAACGACGGGCACGAAAGUCGAUCCGAUGCUCGCGGGGUUUUCCAGCUUCAUCGCCAAGUCGCUCGGGUUCGCGCCCCGUCCGACGCUCCCCCGCGAGGACCACAUUCUCUAUUUCAAGCGCGAGACCACCGUUCGAACCCUGAGAAACUCAGCGGAGCUCGAAGCCGCGUUUCCGGUCCCGUACAACAUUUACUCGCCCGGAAACUCGAACCAGACGUACCGGGAACGGCUGACGGAGCUGAUACAGCUAACGCAACACGCGAGCAUUCUUUUCGGGAUGCACGGCGCGGGGCUGACGAACGCGAUCUUUGCGGCGCCGGACGCGGUUGUGAUCGAGGUUACGAAUUGCUACUACCGCAUCCCGCUGUACCGUAACCUGGCGGUGCUGACCGGAAAGAACUACCUGGAACUGGUGGUCGCGGUCGACGAAGGGUGUAAAAAGCUUGGCGAAGGCGACUUGCUACACGUGGCGCAUCAUGGGGACCAUCUGACAGUCAACGUGAACGAUCUAGCGGGCGUUCUCGACCAAGCACGGAUAAUUCUGCAACGGGCACGUGACAGAGGGAAACAGUCGAGUUGGAGACGGUAGACGGAGAUUAGAGUAAUGGCCUCACAUAACCUAGUUCGCAUGCGCUCGCGGCGACGUGCGUCCGUCCCCAUCGUCUCGGAAGAUGAUUACAUCAUUUUUUAAUUCUAGACGGUAACAAGUGGCGUACACGUCCCCAAUAUCGGCCUAGGCUAAGAUGCAAAUAUGUAGCCGCUCAGUAAGCCGCUGAGAAUUGUCAAAGUGUCUGAUUUAUGGUGUUUUUAGAUCUUGAAUCGUUGAUCGUUGCAAUUCAAGAACUUCCGUGCAUAAGUGUAGAUGUCGUUCAAUGGAGUAACCAGGCUCCCUGCCCGUUGCCAAACUUCGGUAGCUAGUGACAUUAUUCGGCUAGUUAGGCCCGGGACUCGGAGCCAAACUUAUUGCAAUUUUAUCUACAUUUGACUCGACAGUACAAGCUAAUCACGCCGUGAUGGUACGUGUUAACAGGUUGGCACUGAUCGUCUUCAGGCU